Molecule: messenger RNA, 3243 nt
Organism: Diatraea saccharalis (sugarcane borer)
Lineage: Eukaryota; Metazoa; Arthropoda; Insecta; Lepidoptera; Crambidae
Source: the annotation of a GenBank genome assembly
GUUUGAACACAUAAAAACUUUUGGAAAGUGUGAAAUUACUUGAUGUAAUUUCAAUCCAUUUAUUGGUUUACAUUAUUUGUGACUUAAUAAUUUAAAUUUGAUUCGAUUAUUAUUGCAGAAAGGUAAACAGCGGUAACGGCUUCUGAAUUUAUUAGUAAACUUUAUCAAUUUACAUUUAUUUAAUGGCUCCAAAAGUUUAUGAUGGUGCUAUUAUUAUCCUGGACAUCGGACGGAAUGUGUCUCAAGCUGCUGAAAAAGAUAAAAAAAGCUUUUUCACUGAAGGAAGAGAAUUUGUCAGUAGACUUAUUGAACGAAAAAUUAUGAGUCAAGGGAGGAAUCUCCUUGGACUGAUAUUGCUGGGAUCUAAGAAAUCCGAGAAUAAUAUGGCAAAGCAGUGUGACGAUGCUUUUCGUCAUAUCGAUAUGGCGGUGAAAUUGCAAGAACCGACAUGGCAAAUGAUACGGAAUCUACCUGAACUGCCAACUAAAUCUAGAGGUGACUGGAUGGAAGCAAUAAUUGUUGCAGUAGAUCAUUUUGCCAAUGGUAUUAGUGGUAUCAAAUUCAGCAGCAAGAAAAUCAUAUUGGUUACAAACUUCAUGUCACCUACUUGCCUUGAAGAAAAUGACAUUGAGCGGGUAACCAAUGGUUUUAAGGAAGACAACUUUGAACUUGAUGUUAUUGGUCUUGACCUUCUAGAUGACUCUCUUAAAGAAGUUGAUAUUGAGUUGGCUAGAAGAAUUGUUGCAAUAAGCAAUGGUGCAACUGCAUCUUUCAAAGAUGCAAUGAGAUAUCUACUUUUCCACAAGAAAAAAAUAGUUCACUCAUAUCCAUGGAAUGUUGAUUUAUCAAUUGGUCCUAACAUCAAAAUACCUGUUUCAUCAUAUAUCAGGUUAAAAGAUGAACCUGCAGUUAAAAAUUGGGUGACUGCAAUCAAGGAUCCUGUUACUCAUGCAGCAAGUACCACAGAGGGUAUAGUGAAAAGCAAAGUCCAUGUGAAUACAGAAAACCAGACAGUAAUAGAUUCAAAUGCUGUUAUAUCAGGUUAUCAUUAUGGGCAGCAAAUUAUUCCAUUCACAGAGUGUGAUCAAUCUUUCUUAUACAAUUCAGGUGAAAAAUGCUUAUCCGUAUAUGGAUUCACACAAUCUUCUAACAUUGGCUGGCAAAAUUUGCAUGGUGAUGGACUGCAUUAUAUAUUUGCAAGAAAAGGAAACAAAAAGGCUCAAUAUGCAAUAAGAUGUCUUGUAGAAUGUCUCCAUGAGAUGGGCCUUGUGGCUUUAGUUCGAAGAGUAUAUAAUAAAGGCAAUACCCCUAAAAUGUUUGCACUUAUGCCUGUGAUAGAUAAUGAUAACUAUAUAUGCUUAUCAAUGGCAGAGAUUUGUUAUAGUGAAGAGAUUAAAUAUAUGACAUUUCCAAGUACAACCCUCAAGAGAUUUGAAUGCACAAAUCAUGAAGUAGAUGCAUUCAAAGAGCUAAUUCGUGCAAUGGACUUAACCAAAGCUUAUGAUGAAACAUAUGAUGACACUGAAGCAUUCCCAAUUGCUGAAACUGUGAGUCCAGCUGUGCAAUAUGUCUUGGAUUGCAUUGCCUUCAGAGCAAUGAAUCCAGACAAACCAUUGCCUGAACCUAGAGAUGAGAUAAUGAUGCUGUUCAAAGCACCACCAUUAGUGGCGAAAAGGUCUAAAGAACCAUUAAAUAAACUAAAAAAGUUGUUUACUUUAACUAAAAUUGAGAAGAAAAAGAAAGAGAAAACUGAAGCUAUUGAAAUUUUUGAGCAUAACAAUGAAAAUGAAGAAAAUAUUAAAAUGGAUAAUCAAACCAAAGAGCCUGUGCCUUUAAUUAAACUCCCAAUUGCGAGUAGCAGUCGUAUAACAAACAUUGGAACAAUUGAUCCAAUCAAUGACUUCAAAAUACUCAUAGAUAGCGGCAAAACAUUAACUGAUUUAUUUUCUGAUAUGAGAGAAGCAAUAGAGAAUCUUGUGUAUUGCAAUUUGGAUGGUACUUACAGAAAAGCUCUAUCAACCAUGAAGUUUUUAAGAGCAGAAUGUGUAAAAGCAGACCCUUUGCCUUACAAUAACUGGAUUAUAAAUUUUAAGAAAGCAUUAAUUGCUCGCAAAAAAGAUGAUUUUAUAGAUAUUAUACAUACAAAUAAGUUAGAUGUUAUUUUGAAAGAGGAAAAUGAGUUGAGCCUGUAUGACAACAUUGAUAGUUGUGAUGAUCAAUUAUAUGAAAAUGAUACUGUACCAGAUUGCACAGAAUUAACCAUGGACCAGGAAAUAAAUGACUUAUUUGAUAACAUGUGAAAGUGAAUAUAAGUUUGUCACAUCUCAAGUCAUCUAGUUACAUAUUUAUUUAAAUAUAAGAUUAUGUGCAUCCUAAAGGAUAUAAAAACAUGUAUAUUUAUUAUAAACUGAUUUUUAUUUUUAAUCUGAAGUAUAGAACACAUAAUAUGUAGAGGUUGCAUAAUUAUCCUGUAAUGUUAAUAAUUCUAGGCCCAGUUUUAAUUUCAAAUUAUCUACUAAAAUCUAAUCUCAAUUUGCACACAGUAAAUUCAUGUAUGUUAAAUCUUAUAACUAAUUGUUAAGAAAUUAAUCAUUGCACACCACUUUGUGGGAUUUUAUUUUGUGAAUGUAGAAGUUCUAAGAACUCUUGUAAUGAAAUAUCUUCUUGGCAGUCUGUAUCUAAAUCAUGCUCUAAUUGAGCUUCCAUUGAAUUUGCUUCAGGACUAAGAACAAUGUUCUCAUCUAAUACGACAUGAUUCAGGCGUGAUUUUAAGCUUUGAAGAAUUUCUUCUAAUUCUAAGCAUUUGUUUCGAAUCGACGUCCCUAGGUCAGAUGAGGGAUCUAUAUCUUCAAUAGUAGCAUUUUCGGAAAAUGAAUUCGCAGGCGUUCGCGUCCUUGGUGGCUGUAUCAUGGAAAAAAGAUUUUCGGGAACAGUGUUUCCAUUUCUUGUGGUAUCUGGAGAUAAUGAAUCUGUAAACUCUGCAAGAAUCUCGUCAAUGAUAUCUUCGGCGUUUUGACGUGGAUCAACUACUUCUUCUGGGGUGUCUGCACCACUUUCGUUGUUUAUCAUUUUGUUAUUAGAAUCUAGCUUCAUGACUUGAUAUUCUUUCGUCUAAAUUAUCGAUUGAUGCAAAAUAAAUAACAAACAAUACAGCUCUACUCAAAGCAUAGGUACCUAUCCGAUAAAAAAUCAUAGACAAAUAUCAGAUGAUCACUGUCAUCUUUCUUUUACAAUAUUAAUCUA